This is a messenger RNA of Penaeus vannamei (Pacific white shrimp), 2591 nucleotides long. The record is from RefSeq and is a predicted model, not a curated record. NCBI's taxonomy places the organism in Eukaryota, Metazoa, Arthropoda, Malacostraca, Decapoda, Penaeidae.
UCCAUCUAUUCUAAUAACAAAAUUACAAUAUGUACACAAAAAAUAUUAGCUCACCCCAUGUUACUGAUGCACCAAGUCGCGUUAAUAUAAUAGUCACAAAAGGAUGUAAUGUGCGUGUGCGGAUGGCCUGAAAAUCACCCAAUUAAGUUGUUUUCCCUUAUUUCAUUUUAUUUGGUUCUUUCUUCAUUAGGCUGGCGAUAAACAGGAUGGCGUGACAAGAAAAGAAAUCCUCCGCACCUGUCGCUCCUUCAGCCUACCCGACUGCUCGUCGCGGACCACUGAGCAGGAGGAAGGGACCCAGCGCUCGGACGCAGCUGCUUGCCGUUUUCUCUCGAUAACGCACACAGACGUUCGUCGCCGAGCGAGACCUUGGGGUCAGGAUGAGCGCCCAAGAGACAACGGCCCUUCUGGGCUAUGGGGGCACGCCCAGGAUCCUAGAGACUCCGCCCACGCCUCGGCGGAGCUUCUUCGAGGCCCAGGAGAGCUCGCAUCACUCAUCAAAGUUCCCUGAGCCCCCCAAGGGCAUCAGCGUCUUCACCGCCAUCUGCUACGUGUUGGGCGUCUUCGGCGUCAUGCCUGUCGUGGCACUUCCCGGCGCGAUUGUGUAUUGUGGCUGGCCUGGAUUCCUCAUAGCGGGUUUGCUGCUGCUGACGGAGGCGUACACCGCGACUCUCCUGGGGCGGAGCUGGCUGCUGCUGGAGGUGUUCUGGCCGAGGGAAGCCGCAGCUCAGCGCAGGUACCCGUACCCGGCCCUCGCGGAAAAGGCCGGAGGUCCCUUCUUGAGGAAGGUCGUCAGCUGCAUCUUAGACAUCGCUAUCUUCGGGGCCGCUGUUCCCUUUAUGCUGCUGGCUGCUGAGACACUCCAGUCAUUAGUCGCUCGUCUAGCAGGUUUAGAUUUCUCCUUCUGCUAUUGGCUUCUGAUCACCACGUUCUUCCUGACGCCUCUGCUCUGGUACGGGACCCCGAAGGACCUUGGUCUGGUCACUUGGCUGGGCGCAGGGUCCGUGGUCGUCGUCAGCCUCCUCACAAUCAUCAGCCUGGCGUUAGACGCCCCUGCGACCGCGCCCUCGGCCCCCGACUCCACUCCUUCGUGGACGGCAAUAGCAUAUUGCUUUGGCGCUGUGGCUUUCCAGUUUGAUAUUCACCCUAUGAUUUUGACUGUUCAGAGCGACAUGAGAGAGAAGAGCCGCCUGCCUGUCGCUGUCAUCGUGGCCUUCAUAAUGGCAGCAACUGCCUUUGGGAGCGUAAGCGUCGUGGCCUUCACGCUCUACGGCGACACCGUCAAGACCAACAUCCUGAACAACCUCAGCGGAGGGCCGCUCCUCUACGCCAACAUGGCCAUCGUGGCGCUGCAGAUGCUUCUGUGUUUGGUGCUGGGGAUCAACACCCUCUUCCAGGACCUGGAAAACACGCUACAGAUACCUGACAGUUUCGGGUGGCGCCGCAUUUGCCUCCGCACGCUGGUGAUGCUGGCCAUCCUGUUCGUGUGCGAGUCCAUCCCGCACUUCGGGGUCGCCAUCGAGCUGGUGGGCGGCUUCCUCGUCACGCCUUUCAUCUUCAUUUUCCCGCCAAUAUUCCACAUACUCAUCAAGAAAAAGGCGAGCGGCCGCGUGGACGUGAAGGACCUGGUGCUGGCCUCCAAUGUGGUGACGAUCGGCCUCGUCGGGAGCUACGCCGCCACGUCCGAGAGCUUCCUGCAGGUCUUCCAGCUGACGGACUUCGCGCCGCCCUGCUACAUCAACCUCACGGCCGCCACCUCCUCGGUCCGCCAGGAGUCUGCGGGGUUCCAAAAGGAGGACUAAAGAAGCACAUAUAAUAAAUAUGGCCGCUACUGUUCUGUAGUGAAUACUAUUUAUUUUGUACAGAACUAUAAGUGUAGGAAUAUAUUUGCAAGUUUCCUAGACCUGUUUUUAUAUUCUUUUAGGCAAAGGCCCUCUACAAAGUAAUACGAUUUCCAUCAGACUGCCGAAAGUAGCAAACUGAAAAUUAAAACAAGAUAAAUGACAUUAAUAGUUAUGACAAUGAUUAUACUAAGCGACAUUAUAUGUAAUGAUAAUAAAUAUGAUAAUCAUAAGGAACAAGAGGGCAUGGUGUGAAGAAAAACAGGGUGAUAACUAUGGUCAAACGAAGUUGAAGUAGGUUAUGAAUCGCAAACACAAACAACUUUUUUGUUUUUGAAAGACAGGGACAUGGAACGAAGCUUUCCUCAUAUAGUGAUAUAUGGGAUGAAAUUGCAUAAAAGAUGCAUAAUUGCAUAUGCAUUCUUACGUUGUGUAAUAAUAAAUCAUACCACUGCAUCGCAGAACUUCCGUCUCUACAGCAAUCCAGGUGUUCAGCUUUCCAAACAGUAGCAUAAGUAAAAUAAUUUUUUAAAAUUGUAUACCUUUAUCGUUAAGCCAAAAUAUCGAACAUGUUUAUAUUCGCGUUUUGUUGUCUUGUUCGAAAGGUCGAGUUGUCGGCUCGAUCUCCUGUCCGUUUGGUCAAGCAGAAUGUGACUGCAUGUAGAGAAAUCAUUUAUAGGAUUAAUUUUUAUCUUAUAUUUUGUUUACAAUUAAGAGCAGUUGGAGUGAAUAAAAGGAAUCAACAGUAAA